UUGCAGGAAGAGGCCAAACAAGAUCCGCACUCUUCUAGAGGUUUAGAAUUGCUAAAGAAGUAUGAUGCUGCAGUGAAGAUUUACCAAGCCGCUGUACAGGCUGAGGCAGCUGCUAAGAAGGAAAGGGAUGAUAAACGGGCUUUGGAAGAAGGAACACAGGAUGGCAGCAAAGAACAUUAUAUCGCUGGUUGGGAGCGCUGUAAGGCACAAGGAACUAUGAUUGAAAAGAUUGAACAAAGAUAUGCUGCUCAGUUGGCGAGAGAUUUGUGCUACGCANUAAGGAAAGUGUUUUGUAGUCGUAUAAAAGAAGAAUCCAAUGGUAAGGGCCUUCGCAAUGCUCGGUAUUUAGCCUUUGCAGCGUUGAAUAAAUGGGAGCAGGAAGAUGAUCGUGUUGCCUGGGAUAAGGCCAAACCAAAGUACGACUACGCACUAGCCAAGUGGAAUGAAUUCAAACCCAAGGGAGAACAAUAUGCGGAAGAGUUGGAGGAAACAAUAAGUAAAUGUUCGAAACAAUAUUUA
Messenger RNA from Trypanosoma theileri, 519 nucleotides. RefSeq lists its product as uncharacterized. NCBI's taxonomy places the organism in Eukaryota, Euglenozoa, Kinetoplastea, Trypanosomatida, Trypanosomatidae. The transcript has a single exon. The annotation marks the transcript as partial. The record is from RefSeq and is a predicted model, not a curated record.